UUGAAUCGCUCAGCGCUGCUCCUUCUUUUCCUGCAAACCUUGCAAAGUGAUUACAGUAAAACCAGAGAGGAGGAGGAGGAGGAGGUGGAGGAGGAGGAGGAGAAGGGGGAGGAGGAAAAAUCCCGUCCUAUCUUCCCGAGGUGAAUCUUUAAAAAAGCAAAACACACUGUCCCGGGAACUGUGAGCAUAUCGCGACUGGGAGGCAGUGAAGGAACCGCCAGCAGCAAGGGGGGUUUCUGCCCACCAGCUGCACCAAGCCAGCAGACAAUAACUUUCCAGCAAGAGAAGGAUUGUAGACGUGAUCACCCGGAGUUUAUUGGGGGGGCAGGAGAGAGUGAGGAGGAGAAGGUGGGGUUAGGAGGGGUCUUUCGGUGCGAGGAAGAUGAGGAAGAUGCAGACUCUCUUUGGCUUUGUGCAUUGCUGCUGCUGCUUUUUGCUCCUCCUGCCUCCACCGCUUUGGGUCAACCUAGCAGCGGCCAAACAGCUCUUGAGAUACCGUCUGGCCGAGGAGGGACCUGCCGAUAUCCGUAUCGGGAAUGUGGCUUCUGACUUGGGAAUAGUGACUGGCUCUGGGGAGGUGACAUUCAGCCUGGAGUCGGGUUCUGACUAUCUAAAGAUCGAUAACAUGACCGGGGAGCUGAGCACCACGGAGCGGCGCAUCGACCGCGAGAAGCUGCCGCAGUGCCAGAUGAUCUUCGACGAGAAUGAGUGUUUCUUGGACUUCGAGGUGUCGGUCAUCGGCCCUUCGCAGAGUUGGGUGGACCUCUUUGAAGGUCGGGUCAUCAUUUUGGACAUCAAUGACAACACCCCGACUUUCCCAUCCCCUGUCCUUACUCUUACCGUGGAGGAGAACCGCCCGGUGGGGACACUCUACCUUCUCCCCACUGCUACCGACAGGGACUUCGGGCGCAACGGCAUAGAGCGCUACGAGCUGCUGCAGGAGCCCGGUGGGGACGGUGGUCGGAGAGGGGGAGGCGGUGGUGGAGGAGGAGGGGGAAGCUCGGUGGGCUCGGUGGCCUCGGGGGGCUCUGAUAGCAGCAAGAGGCGGGCGGAGGCGGAGGCAGCGGCUCGCAGCAGCGUAUUCGAGCUGCAGGUGGCCGAUACCUUGGAUGGGGAGAAACAACCCCAGCUGAUCGUUAAAGGCCCCUUGGACCGGGAGCAACGGGACUCCUACGAGCUCAGCCUGCGAGUACGGGACGGUGGAGAGCCUGCCCGCUCCUCCCAGGCUAUCCUGAGGGUGCUGAUCACCGACGUGAAUGACAACAGCCCCCGCUUCGAGAAGAGCAUCUACGAGGCAGACUUGGCAGAAAACAGCAGCCCUGGCACCCCCAUCUUGCAGCUUCGAGCCACCGAUCUGGACGUCGGAGUGAACGGUCAGAUCGAGUAUGUCUUUGGAGCAGCCACCGAGUCCGUCAGGCGUCUGCUGCGGCUGGACGAGACCUCGGGCUGGCUCAGUGUCUUGCACCGUAUCGACCGGGAAGAGGUGAAUCAGCUUCGCUUCACCGUCAUGGCUCGAGACCGGGGCCAGCCCCCUAAAACAGACAAGGCCACGGUGGUGUUGAACAUCCGUGAUGAGAAUGACAAUGUGCCCACCAUUGACAUCCGGAAAAUUGGGCGCAUCCCACUGCGGGAUGGAGUGGCCAGCGUGGCCGAGGAUGUGCUGGUGGACACCCCCAUCGCCCUGGUGCAGGUGUCAGACCGGGACCAAGGGGAAAAUGGUGUGGUGACCUGCACUGUGGUGGGGGAUGUUCCCUUCCAGCUCAAGCCUGCCAGCGAGGGUGAAGGGGAGCCCCAGAACAAACGCAAGUAUUUCCUCCACACCUCAGCCCCUUUGGACUAUGAAGCUGUCCGUGACUACAAUGUGGUGAUUGUGGCUGUGGACUCAGGCAGCCCUAGCUUGUCCAGCAACAACUCCUUGCUGGUGCGGGUUGGGGAUACUAAUGAUAACCCUCCUAUGUUCAGCCAGGCUGUGCUGGAGGUCUCCUUCCCCGAGAACAACUUGCCUGGUGAGAGGGUGGCCACAGUGGUUGCCACAGAUGCGGACAGUGGCAAGAAUGCCGAGAUCACCUACUCCCUGGAGGCCUCACCCCUGUCCUCAGAGGCACCAGGAGGCAUCUUCAGCAUCGAUCCUGACUCUGGGGAUGUGUCAGUGCAGGCAGUGCUGGACCGGGAGCAACGUGACACCUACGAGUUCCAGGUGACAGCCCGGGACAAGGGGAUCCCCUCGCUGCAGGGCUCCACUACGGUGGUGGUGCGCGUGGCUGACCGCAAUGACAACGAGCCCCGCUUCAUGCAGGAUGUGUUCACUUUCUAUGUGAAGGAGAACCUGCAGCCCAACAGCCCCGUGGGCAUGGUGACCGUGAUGGACUUUGACAAGGGCCGCAAUGCCGAGCUCAGCCUGUCGAUCCAGCCUGGUGACCAUGACCAGGCAGCUGGCAUCUUCUCCAUUGAGAAUGACACAGGAACCAUUUUUUCCACUGUCUCCUUCGAUCGGGAGCAGCAAACCAGCUACACGUUUAAGGUGAAGGCAGUGGAUGGAGGUGAGCCACCACGCUCUGCCACUGCCACCGUGUCUCUCUUUGUGAUGGAUGAGAACGACAAUGCACCCACAGUCACCUUCCCCAGCAACAGCUCCUACACCGUGCUGCCACCCUCCAGCAACAUGCGCACCGUGGUGGCCACAGUGGUGGCCACUGAUGCCGACACCGGUCUCAACGCUGACCUCAACUACAGCAUUGUUGGGGGUAAUCCCUUCAAACUCUUUGAAAUUGACCCAGCCAGUGGUGUGGUGUCAUUGGUGGGCAAGCUGGCCCCCAAGCACUAUGGUCUGCACCGCCUUGUGGUGCAGGUGAAUGACAGUGGGCAGCCACCACAGUCCACCACCGCCCUGCUCCAUGUCUUCGUCAAUGAGAGCCUGUCCAAUGCCACUGUGGUGGAAAGCCAGGUGGCCCGUAGCCUCCACACACCUCUGGCCCAGGACAUUGCUGGUGAUCCCAGCUAUGAGCUGAGUAAGCAGAGGCUUAGUAUAGUCAUCGGCGUGGUGGCUGGCAUCAUGACUGUCAUCCUUCUCAUCCUGGUGGUCGUCAUGGCCCGCUACUGCCGCUCCAAGGGCAAACACGGCUAUGAGGCCGGCAAGAAGGACCACGAGGAUUUCUUCACUCCACAGCAGCAUGACAAGGCCAAGAAGCCCAAGAAGGACAAGAAAGGCAAGAAGGGCAAGCAACCCCUCUACAGCAGCAUCGUCACCGUUGAGGCUUCCAAGCCCAAUGGACAACGCUACGACAGUGUCAACGAGAAGCUCUCAGACAGCCCUGGUAUGGGGAGGUACCGCUCAGUCAAUGGUGGUCCAGGUAGCCCUGACCUGGCCAGACACUACAAGUCCAGCUCUCCGCUGCCCACGGUCCAGCUGCAUCCUCAGUCUCCCACUGCUGGCAAAAAGCACCAGGCUGUACAGGACCUUCCCCCAGCCAACACCUUUGUGGGCACCGGGGACAACAUCUCCAUUGGGUCGGAUCACUGCUCUGAGUACAGCUGCCAGGCCAGCAGCAAGUACAGCAAGCAGCCAUUUCGUAGAGUGACGUUUUCUGUUGUGAGUCAGCCUCAGGACCCGCAUCAGGGGUCAUUGCAGAGUUGCUAUGACAGCGGUCUGGAGGAGUCAGAAACACCAAGCAGUAAGAGUUCAUCAGGGCCAAGACUGGGUGCCCUUCCACUCCCAGAGGACAACUACGAAAGGACUACGCCGGAUGGCAGUGUUGGUGAGGCAGAGCAUAUGGAAAAUGAUUCAAGGCCUCUACCAGAUGUAGCCCUGACAGGGAAGUGCACCCGAGAGUGUGAUGAAUAUGGCCACUCGGACUCCUGCUGGAUGCCAGUUCGCACUUCUCCUGAAAGAAAGCAGAAGAGCCAGCCAAAACUCUCCACUUUCAUGCCUGUUGAUGAACGGGGCAGUCAGGAAAAGCUGGCCAAUGGAGAAGCUUCCCUCAUGGGUGACCGCAACAGAAACCUCCUUAACAAAAAGCUGACCUCAUCCUAUGAGACCUUCAGCGCAGCUAGCUUCAGCAAAAAUGAAGAGGGCAACCCAGAGGAUAUCCCCCUCACACAGACAGGGGAAUACAAGCCAUCUCCUGUCAAUACUCUAACUAGAAGAGAAGUUUACCUGUAGGUUUCAAAAAAA
Dryobates pubescens (Downy woodpecker) is the source of this 4171-nucleotide messenger RNA. It is a transcript of the gene PCDH7, whose product is annotated as protocadherin 7. The record is from RefSeq and is a predicted model, not a curated record. Gene Ontology annotation, cellular component: plasma membrane. Gene Ontology annotation, biological process: homophilic cell-cell adhesion. The transcript is spliced from 3 exons. Gene Ontology annotation, molecular function: calcium ion binding. Lineage: Eukaryota; Metazoa; Chordata; Aves; Piciformes; Picidae. Bases 383 to 4159 code for a protein of 1258 amino acids.